UUAUGAAUGCUAAUAAACAAGCUGAAGAGCAGCCAGAGGAGGAUGCAACAGAAUUGAAAUUUCCCAAAGAUUUUGAAGUUCCUGGUUGUGAUGCUUUAAUGAUUUCAGAAGUUUUUCUUCUCCUCGAUCACAGACGUAAACAAUCGGAACAAAAAGAAGAAAUUGAAGAUAUAAGCGAAGUUUUUUUGAAAACUCUCAACUACACUCGAAGACUUUCGAAAUUUAAAAGUCGUGAGACAAUUCGUUCUGUUAGAGGAAUAUUUUCUGGAAAGUUAAAUCUACAUAAAUUUGAAGUUGCUCAAAUUGCUAAUCUUUGUCCUGAAACAUCUGAGGAGGCAAAAGCGUUGAUACCUAGUUUGGAAAAUAAAAUGGAAGAUGAAGAAUUGGAUGAAUUAUUAAAGGAUUUACAUGCGAAGAAAACUUUUCAAUAA
This is a messenger RNA of Meloidogyne enterolobii, 431 nucleotides long. The record is from the annotation of a GenBank genome assembly. NCBI's taxonomy places the organism in Eukaryota, Metazoa, Nematoda, Chromadorea, Rhabditida, Meloidogynidae.